CCUAUCUUGUCACCUAUGCGAACGAAACUAUUUCGGAGAUAGUUUCUUGUUCUUACUUGAGUCAUUUCUAGCAAAGUCUAUUUUCAGCCGUUUGUCAUGGGAACAACUAAUAUCAAGUCAUGUCAAUUUUCUCAAAACCUUCUUAUUUCUAAGAACGAUAACUUAAUUUGAUGCCAAACAGUAUAAUUAGACCGAUCAAAGAAAGUAUCAAAGCGUUUGACUGAGCUGUGCUUAACUAUAAUAGCAGCACCGUAUCUGUUUGUGAACCACGCUAACGUCAAACCACCUUUCAAACUGCACAUACCAUAUAAGGUCAUUGACACGUGACUCAUAAAAUCUGAUGAUAACUAUAGCAACACCAUUAUCAAUCUUGAGCAGCCUUGCAAAUGGUUUUAUAGAUAUAGCUGUUGAUGACUAAGCAUCGAAACAAACUAUUAGCAAUCACUUGUCUGCGGACUUCCGAAACUACAUUCAGUAAAACAGCAACAAAAAUUGAUUCACCGAUUUGAAAUACCUAUCUCAAUUUCUUUUUAAUUCAAAAUUAGUUAUCUAAUUAAAAUUGAAAUUUUUCAAUUAUAUCUCGUUCUGGACAUGAAAAAAUAUCUCAAACAACAUAAAUGCAGACAAUAAAAAUUUAUUUACAGUCUAUAAACUCUAAUUAUCAUCAUCAUUUCUCAUCCGCCGGUCGGAUUCGGAUAAGCAGUCUAGUCAUAGUGAGUUACUGGUACUGACACAACAAAAAGAAUGUUCCUGCCACUGUCUCUCCCUCCUGUCAGCUCCAAACAGGUCCCUGACACCACAGACGCAUUCUUCAGUUGUGAAUCAAUACCUUCUCUUCUCUCCCCUUCCAAGCGAGUGUUGAGUCCUAUACAACCCAGCAGUCUAGACGAACACAUAUCAGCGGGGAGCACGCCUUCCCGAAUCCUUCCUUUCCUCUACCUCGGGGGAUCUAAAGAUGCCUCAAACAGUCAUUACCUCAAAACUCACAACGUGCAAUUCAUCAUUAACUGCGGAUGCAACGACAAGAUCCCGACAACUACUUUGAACUACAAAUCAGGGAAGUCAUAUCACAAACUUCAGGAUCAGACAAUCACGCAAAACAAACUCAAGAAAAAUGACUCAUAUGUGACAAAAACAGAAUAUUCGGAAAAGAGCGAUGAAAAUGGGGCAAUAUAUAGUCGACAGAUUUCGGAACCGACUGAGUUGCGAAAUGGGACAAAGAACGAGCACACUUCACCAAAUGGUCAACAAGUUUUAAACAUAGCAGCCUUAGACUCGCCACAGCAAGAUUUAAUGCAAUAUUUUGUACAGAUCAUCAAAUUUAUAGAAAGAGGUCGGCUAUCAAACAGUUCUGUGCUUGUUCACUGCUCUGCGGGAAUCUCUCGUUCGGCCACCCUCGUGGUCGCCUACGUCAUGUGGUACCUGAAACUUCCUUUUAUGACAGCCUACAAAUACGUGCAAAACACGCGUCCCCAAAUAUCACCCAAUCUUAACUUCGUGGGGCAAUUGGUCCAAUUCGCAUCCGAGUUGAGUCGUGACGAGUCGGAAAUUCUAUCACGAAUCGGAUUUACUAACUCUCGACUACAAAAAAGCGACCCGAACCUGCCUGUAGCAACAAACUCAUGCCGAAAAAGAUCAAUCAGCGAAAAUGUUCCAGAGAAGACAGUGACUAAAAACCGAAAACAAUUGACGAACGACUUGAACUCUUUUCAGUGAUAUGUGAUAGUUUUUACAGCCUUAAAAUUAUUUAUACAUAUAGUUGGGUGACUAAUUAUUGUACCUAGUUAGUGUUUCAAAAAUAAACUUAGAACAUGC
Molecule: messenger RNA, 1815 nt
Organism: Symsagittifera roscoffensis
Lineage: Eukaryota; Metazoa; Xenacoelomorpha; Acoela; Convolutidae
Exons: 4
Coding region: 745-1716 (323 amino acids)
Biological process (GO): protein dephosphorylation; negative regulation of MAPK cascade
Cellular component (GO): cytoplasm
Molecular function (GO): protein tyrosine/threonine phosphatase activity; MAP kinase tyrosine phosphatase activity; MAP kinase tyrosine/serine/threonine phosphatase activity
Source: RefSeq, a predicted model, not a curated record